CAUGUUAUCGAGAACAGCUGCAGUGCGGCGCGCGGUCUUCCACAUCCGACGUUAUUCAUGCAUAGACUAUUGCCCCACGGUUUCGAUAGCUCGCACGUGCCACUUGAUCGAUAACUCAGCGGGAGGUAUAGAUGCAACACAACGAGAUGUGUUUCUCCGUUCGAUUAAUGCUAACUUCCGAUCGUUCGCCACUACCGUUGAUAGCGGACAGCAACGAAUUCGUGACGGGUAACAUCUGUGCUUGCUGUAGUAUAACCACCAUGUCGAUCGCUACGUACGAAGAGGUGUUGGAUUUGCCCAACCACCCGGAGAAGCUGCUGAUCGAUGUGCGCAAUCCAGACGAGCUGGCCGAGACGGGCAAAAUUCCCACUAGUAUUAACAUUCCCCUGGAUAAGGUAAAGCAAGCUUUCGGACCCGAAACUAGUGGAGAUGCGUUUGCACAAGAGUACGGUGUGCCCAAGCCGGGUGUGGAUCAUUAUCUUAUUCUAUCCUGUCGUACGGGUCGACGAAGCCAGAUGGCACUCGAAGCGAUUGCGGAACUUGGUUAUCGAAAUGUCUCAGCUUGAGGAAGGUCUAAAUCUCGCGGACGAAGCGUUCAAGACGAAGUUUGGACGUGAUAAGCCCAGUUCAAGCACGGAAGUGAUAUUUCACUGCAAGAUGGGUGGACGAGCGCAAAAAGCAACGGAUCUUGCUUCUAGUCUCGGAUU
This is a messenger RNA of Anopheles moucheti, 707 nucleotides long. Its product is annotated as rhodanese domain-containing protein CG4456. Bases 132 to 566 code for a protein of 144 amino acids. The record is from RefSeq and is a predicted model, not a curated record. The transcript is spliced from 4 exons. NCBI's taxonomy places the organism in Eukaryota, Metazoa, Arthropoda, Insecta, Diptera, Culicidae. Gene Ontology annotation, cellular component: mitochondrion. Gene Ontology annotation, molecular function: thiosulfate-cyanide sulfurtransferase activity.